This is a messenger RNA of Macrosteles quadrilineatus (aster leafhopper), 1716 nucleotides long. RefSeq names its product pickpocket protein 19-like. Gene Ontology annotation, biological process: sodium ion transmembrane transport. The transcript is spliced from 4 exons. The record is from RefSeq and is a predicted model, not a curated record. Bases 1 to 1716 code for a protein of 571 amino acids. NCBI's taxonomy places the organism in Eukaryota, Metazoa, Arthropoda, Insecta, Hemiptera, Cicadellidae. Gene Ontology annotation, molecular function: ligand-gated sodium channel activity. Gene Ontology annotation, cellular component: membrane.
AUGCUGAAGAAUACGAAGACGAUUUGUUUGGAGUUCUGUGCCAAGUCAUCUCUCCACGGGGUUCGAUACCUGACUGGUGGCUCAUUAGAGAGGAUGGUCUGGUCGCUGCUACUGGCGACCAUCAGUGUAACGCUGGUGUGGACGGUGUACGACCUCUGGCUCAUGGUCUUCAGAGGAGUGGUCAUGGUGGUCGUGGAGAACCCCCACGUGGAGCUCACAGAAGUGGAGUUCCCGGCCAUCACUAUCUGCCCAAACAACAAGGUGAUGAAGAACAAAGUCGAAGAGGUUGUACAGAAGUACGCUGAUGACGAGGAAACCCAUAGGGCAAUUAAAAACUCCAUUAUAGCUAUGUCAUUGGCUAGAUUUCCAUUCUAUAACAUGCCUCAAGAUUACUCACGCUUGGUGAACGGAAAUAUCUACCCUGUACCUGAGGAGGAUAUUGUGGAUAUUAUGAAGUUCGUUGGACCGGAUGUUGAUGAUGUAUUUGCCCGAUGUAAAUGGAGAUCACCAUAUUACGACUGCAGUAACCUUUUUCGUAAACAAUUGACUGAAGAGGGGUUCUGCUUUUCUUUUAACAGCCAAACAGCAGAGCGUUCUGAACACGAUCACCCGGAAAAACCACCUCUCAUGACUCCAGAAGGAGCUUUGGUAGGAGUGCGGACCAACAUGUUCGGCAGAAGAUCCGGUCUAGGAUUUCGUGUCAAGUCCCUGGCCGGGAAGGUCUUAGACGAUCUGUUAGGGGACGGUUAUUCGGUGAUCGUGCACAACUCCAAGGUACCUCCAGACCUGACCACGUCAAUGACUGUUCCUACAGACAAUCCGUUCAAAACAUUCGAGGUCGACAUCACUGUGAAAAUCGUCGAAGCGGACAGUUCACUAUAUCACCUUGACGAGAAAGUGAGGGAUUGUGUCUUUGACAAAGGUGCCAAGGGACUCGACGGGUGUUUGUCAGAAUGCAGGAUCAAUACAUUGCUAGAGCUGUGUGGUUGUGUCCCUUAUCACAGAGCAGUAUUUCGGCCCUCAGCUACAGUCUGUGGCCUUGGACAUCUCGAGUGUCUGAGAGACGUCAACUUGCGGCUGAGAAGUGCAAGAGUGACUGAAGGCACGCCAGGGUUCCCGUCAUGGACUAACCCAGUUAGUAUGAACUGUACCUGUCUGCAGUCGUGCACCUACACUCACUACUCCGGGGAGAUGGAACCCAUCCCUUUAGUGAUCUCAAAAAAGCAAGAACAAGGAUGGACAAGACUCCGGGUGAUCUAUAAGAACUACGCUGUCAAGUACACCCGAACUGCCAAGUACGUGUUUAGAGACCUCGUUGUGGGGUUUGGGGCAGUUGCUGGUGUUCUGCUGGGCUUUAGUACAGUGGCUGUUUUUGAUUUUACCAUUUACUUUUGUUUUAUGGCGAUGUCAUCUCCUAUUAGACAUGUCUCCAGGAGACCUGAAGAGUCAGUCUUGAGAACAGUGACGGAUGCUGUACCUGUAGGAAGAAGACCUUUAGGACGCCCAAGGCUGCGAUGGUGGGACCAAGUCCGGAGGGAUAUGAGAAGGAUGUCCGUUACAGAGGAGAUGAUGAAGGACCGAGAAAGAUGGCGCAAAGCUGUUGGAGAGGCCAAAAACCUGCUUAGGUUUGAGUGGCCAGCUAGGCUAGAGACUUCGGUGUUCAUGACGGGUCUGUAUCGGUCGCCCACCUGUGUGAUUGCACAUGCAGCGGUCUGA